GUAGUCGAAGGGUGGAUGCGAUUCAAGAGACGCGCGGCCACCGCGUCUCAGACCAGGACGUCCUUCUGCGGCUAGGCACUUCAAUUCUUCAACUUGCGGCUGUGCUUGCUGACAGGUACCUAGGAUCAGAUAUCUAUUCAUAGAAGAGCCGAGACGUGGCGCCUGCUCACCAACGAGUUGUCAGAUUUAUCUCAAUCAGAGAUGACUGAAGACUCAAGUACAAAACACAUCUAGCCUGCAACCCGUGACAAACCAUCCAUUCACUAAGCGAUCCGCUGAUCUGAUACUCAAGUCGUGCGAUGAAGUCGAAUUCCGCGUACACAAAGUCAUUCUGGCCGAAUCGUCCGCCUUCUUUGAGAACACGUUUUCUCUACCUCAGGCAUAUGAAAUGUCGGACGGGAUGCCAGUAAUCCUCAUUCCGCAACACAGCACUGUUCUAUUGAAUUUGCUCCGACUAUGCUACCCUGUAAGCGACCCCACCUGGAGCAAUCUUGAAGACAUCCGUGCUACUCUCCAAGCGGCCAUCAAAUAUGACAUGACCGAGGCCGCAGAACUCGUGAAGGUGCUGCUGCGGAUGCAUAUACCUACCGCACCACUGCGAGUUUAUGCUAUUGCAUGCCAUCAGAAUCUGGAAGAUGUCGCUCGCGCUGCCGCUGAGGAGGUCCGUCGUCAAGAGUGUCAAUCGAGCUUUGUUCCAGAACUGGAAGACAUUAUGGCUGGUCAAUACAACCGCUUACUCCAAUUUUGUGAGCUGAAUGAAUUCGGCGAUCCUACCGAAUCUUUUUGCUAUGGCAAUGGGCCCGAUGUAAUUUCGAGAAAAUGACAAGGAGAACCCAAGGAGAUCAUCGACGCACCAAGUCCAUUCGAUAUGAGUAAUGCGGAUGUGAUACUCCGUUCCGCCGAUUUGAUGGACUUCCGAGUGCAUACUGUGAUCAUCUCGAUGAUAUCCACUGUUCUCGGAGAACUACUCGCGACUCGGAGUGUUUGCGAGGAGAGGAGAUGCGGUCUACCGAU
Molecule: messenger RNA, 1014 nt
Organism: Laetiporus sulphureus 93-53
Lineage: Eukaryota; Fungi; Basidiomycota; Agaricomycetes; Polyporales; Laetiporaceae
Exons: 3
Coding region: 389-823 (144 amino acids)
Source: RefSeq, a predicted model, not a curated record